Messenger RNA from Pleurotus ostreatus (oyster mushroom), 2091 nucleotides. RefSeq lists its product as uncharacterized. Gene Ontology annotation, cellular component: cytoplasm. Gene Ontology annotation, molecular function: dipeptidyl-peptidase activity; metalloexopeptidase activity. Lineage: Eukaryota; Fungi; Basidiomycota; Agaricomycetes; Agaricales; Pleurotaceae. Gene Ontology annotation, biological process: proteolysis. Bases 1 to 2091 code for a protein of 696 amino acids. The transcript has 19 exons. The record is from RefSeq and is a predicted model, not a curated record.
AUGACUUCCUCCACUUCCAUUCAAGCAGAACGUUUCCUUGCUGACCGCAGCGCCCCUAUCUGUAGCUUAGAAGUCGGCAAGUCUUUCUCGUUGCUCAGCUCGAAUGAAAAGAAAUACGCACAUUAUCUGGGACAGGCCUCAUGGGCAGGUGCUAGGAUCAUACAGGGACAAUGGACACCUCAGGCUCAAGAUCUCUACGAUCUACUGAUCUUGACGUUCAGUAACACAGACGCCAAGCUGGGGGACCUUACGCAACUGCAAUCCCGUUCCGGAUUAUCUGCGGAGGAGUGGGAUGCCUUAUUGCAAUACACCAGUCAGGUUUUGAGCAAUCUCGUAAACUACAAGUCCUUUGGGUUUACCAAAAUCAUCCCCCGGAUACCUGCUGAGAAGUUUGCUGCCGUAGUCAAAGCUUCGGUCAAUGCUGAGAAGGCACUAUUGUUAUGGGACAAUUUGAAAGAUCACAUAUACGCCCUCUCCCCCGAGUCUAGCCUGUUCAUCGGGAAGCGCAGCCUCGGUCAUGUCUCAAACUAUUACCUCGGAGAGCCCAUCACGGAUGAUGAAGUUGCUGCUGUUCAAACCGCAGCUGAAAAGCUAAAGACAGACGUCUUGAACACAAGAGUGCUCAAGAAUGGUCCAGGAGAUUUUACCCUCUUGGUCGCGUCAGCCCGGAAAGAUGGAGAGCCUCUUACAGCAGAGCUUGAGUCAGGAAAAGGGACAUUAAAAGUGGAGUACGGAGACUUCUCUGAUGCGCUAGGCAAGGCUGUUGCCGCCUUGAAAGAGGCAAAGAAAUAUGUUGCUAAUCAUCACCAAGCCGCUAUGAUUGACGGCUACAUCAAGUCUUUCGAAACUGGCUCCAUUCCUGCGCAUGUGGAGGCAUCAACAUCUUGGGUCAAGGACAUCGGCCCAGUAGUGGAAUCUUACAUCGGAUUUGUCGAAACAUACGUAGAUCCAUAUGGCGGCCGUGCUGAAUGGGAAGGAUUUACCGCCAUCGUCGACAAGCAACUCAGCGCCAAAUACGAAAGCCUAGUCAACGGCGCACCGGAACUGAUCAAAGGUUUACCUUGGGGCAAAGAUUUCGAAGUAGACGUUUUCAGAAAGCCCGAUUUUACCGCAUUGGAGGUCGUGUCGUUUGCUACAGGAGGCAUCCCCGCCGGGAUCAAUAUUCCUAAUUACUUCAGUGUCCGGGAUUCUGUCGGCUUCAAGAAUGUAUCCUUGGCUAACAUUCUCGCCGCCAAAGCACCAAAUGAAGAAUUGACUUUCAUCCAUCCCGAUGAUGUUGAACUCUAUAAUGCGUGGGACUCGCGCGCCUUUGAAUUGCAGGUCGCUAACCACGAACUCCUCGGCCACGGUUCUGGGAAAUUGUUCCAGGAAGACGCAGACGGCAAGAAGAACUUCGACCCCGAGAAAGUUGUGAACCCUCUUACAGGGAAACCCAUAACAUCAUGGUACAAACCAGGCCAAACCCCCGACUCGGUACUAGGAGAAGUAUCAUCCUCCAUGGAGGAAUGCCGCGCUGAGACGGUGGCAUGUUACCUGGUCAGCAACUCUGAUAUUCUAAAGAUAUUCAAGUACACCGACAAAAAAGAUGUGGAAGAAGUGCAAUACAUCACAUUCCUGUUGAUGGCCCGCGCUGGCCUCCGUGCUUUAGAGUUCUAUGACCCUGCCACCAAGAAGCACGGCCAAGCGCACAUGCAAGCGCGGCUCGGUAUAACACAGUUCUUGAUUAACCACGGGAUCGCCCGCUUGGAAGAAGUGCGCAGCGCUGAUGGGAAGCUGGAGAAUAUUUACGUCCGAGUCGACAGAGAGGCAGUUCUGACAAGAGGGCGGGAAGUGGUAGGUAAACUGCUGGUGGAGCUUCAAGUUCGCAAGAGCACAGCAGAUGGUGCCGGCGCAAGGAAGUUCUAUACUGAGUUGACUGACCCACUUCCUGGCUGGGAUGGAGAAAUCCGGGAUAUCGUACUGAAGAAAAAACUGCCGCGCAAACUCUUCGUGCAACCCAACACAUUUAUUGUUGGUGACGAAGUGGCAUUCAAGGAGUACCCCCUGACCCCCGCUGGGGUUAUCGAAAGUUUCAUUGAACGUUCUCUUUGA